AACCCUGUCGCCAAGUGUGCCCAGAGGAGAGGGUCAGGGGGGCGGUGUCCGGGGAGGGCCUACCCGAGGGGGCCGGGAGGGGCUGGCCCGGCUGUGACCAGGGGGAGGAGCCGGAGGGGCGGGGCAGGGGGCGGAGCUGGGGAGCGGGCCAGAUUCGGUAGGGAGAGAGGGCGGAAGGCAGAGGGAGCCGGAGAAGGGAGAGGCAAAGGGAAGGCUGCCAGAGAGAUGUGGGGGGAGGGGAGUCUGGUGGGGGGAGGGGCAGGGAACCCGCUGGAGGAGGAGCUGGGAAGGGGGCUCGAGGGCGGGGUGUCCCUGCCUGGGGAAGCCCUGAGGGGGAGGGGCGAUGGUUUUGAGGUAGGGUUUUGGGGAGAGGAAGCUAGAGUCAUUUCCUGCUUCAGCAAAGACCCUCCUUGGAGGGCCUCCCCCCCCCCCCCGCCCCAGUUGCCCAGUAGUGACACUCACCUCCGCCCCUCGGCUGGCUCCUAUUUCGCCAGCUCCUGCAGUGACAGCUGGAGGGCCUGGGAGAUGAAGUUCCCGGCUCCCACCCGGGUCUUCCACUCUCCACCCCCCCCCCCCCAGAAUGGAGAAUCGAUUGAUUCCUGACGUCCCCAGGCAAGGGCACUGGGGGGUGGGGAGCACUGGUGGGCUGGGCCCGGUUCAGAGACCCGCCAGGUGAGGGAAGGAUUGCAGCUGAUUUCUGGAACUGACCAGAGCCUGCAGAAGUGGCUUCAAUGCCUUGGCCUUGCCCUGCAAAGAUCUCUUUGCUUUCUGAAACCCAUCUUCCCUCAUGCCCCUUACCUGUCCCUGGGGACAUCAUCUUUGGAGCUCCUGGGGAUCGCUGAUGGGGAGAAGUUGGGCAGAGCCAAGGCCCAGGUGGCAGCUGUCCGGAGAAGAAUGUGAACAAGGAUGUGUUUUCUCCUCAGGGAUUCUCUGUGGGACAGCCGGAGAUGGCCCCCCAAAGUGAGCCUGGGGAAGGGUCCCAUAAUAACCAGGAGCGGAUGUCCCCUUCCAGGGAAGACAGCAUGCUGGGCACAUGCUCUGGACACGAGGCCCCCAGACCAGAGGAAGGCGCCCACACUGAAGAAGCUCAAGGCCCCGGCAGAGGAGGCCAGGCAUGCACGCCACAGAAGGCCGAGCCCAUGGGCUCCUGCCCAGGGGAUGAGUGGAUGAUACGGAAGGUGAAGGUGGAGGAGGAGGAUCAGGAGGCGGAAGAGGAGGUCGAGUGGCCGCAGCAUCUAGCGUUACUCCCCGGCCCUUUUCCCGCGCCGGACCUGGGACCUCUGGCCGCUGCGUACAAGCUGGAGCCCGGGCCCCCAGGGGCCCUGGAAGGACUCGCGCUGGCCGGGUGGGCCCCGACCUCGGAGAAGCCCUACGGCUGCGGGGAGUGCGAGCGGCGGUUCCGGGACCAGCUGACUCUGCGGCUGCACCAGAGGCUGCACCGCGGCGAGGGCCCGUGCGCCUGCCCGGACUGCGGCCGCAGCUUCGCGCAGCGCGCGCACAUGCUGCUGCACCUGCGCAGCCACCUGGGCGAGCGGCCCUUCCCCUGCUCCGAGUGCGACAAGCGCUUCAGCAAGAAGGCGCACCUGACCCGCCACCUGCGCACGCACACCGGCGAGCGGCCCUACCCGUGCGCCGAGUGCGGCAAGCGCUUCAGCCAGAAGAUCCACUUGGGCUCGCAUCAGAAGACGCACACGGGCGAGCGGCCUUUCCCCUGCACCGAGUGCGAGAAGCGCUUUCGCAAAAAGACACACCUGAUCCGCCACCAGCGCAUCCAUACGGGCGAGAGGCCCUACCAGUGCGCCCGGUGCUCCCGCAGCUUCACGCACAAGCAGCACUUGGUGCGGCACCAAAGGGUGCACGAGGCGGCCGGCCGCGCCCCCUCCUCUCCCGACGCGCCCGCCUCGCCGGGUUCCCCGGCCCCGUCCCCGACCCCGUCCCCUCCUGGGCCCAAGCCUUUCUCCUGCUCCGACUGCGGCCUGAGCUUCGGCUGGAAGAAGAACCUCGCCACGCACCAGCGCCUGCACCGCGGCGAGGGGCGCCCCUUUGGGUGCGACCAGUGCGCGCUGGGCGCUACCGUGGACGCCGCCGCCGCCAAGCCCUUGGUCUGCGCGCCCGGUGACACGCCGGCGACCCAGGGCGCUCCCGCCAGCGAGCGGUCCUCCUGCGCGGACUGCGGGCGCGGCUUGGCCCACGGGCAGCAGCCGGCGCGGCAGCGGCGGGUGCACCCGGGCGAGCGGCCCUUCGCCUGUGCGCAGUGCGGCCGCCGCUUCGGCUCGAGGCCCAAUCUGGUCGCGCACUCCAGAGCCCACAGCGGCGCCAGGCCUUUCGCCUGCGCGCAGUGCGGCCGCCGCUUCAGCCGCAAGUCGCACCUGGGCCGCCACCAGGCGGUGCACACGGGCAGCCGGCCCCACGCCUGCGCCGUCUGCGCCCGCAGCUUCAGCUCCAAAACCAACCUGGUGCGCCACCAGGCCAUCCACACCGGCUCCCGCCCCUUCUCCUGCCCGCAGUGCGGCAAGAGCUUCAGCCGCAAAACGCACCUGGUGCGGCACCAGCGCAUCCACGGCGAGGCCGCCCACGCGGCCGCCGACUCCGACCUCUCGGCCACUGCCUGGCCCACGCCCUCAGAGGCAGCGGCGCCCCCCCUCUUCUUCUGAGCCGUGCUCUCUCCAGGAGCCUUCUUUGGCUCGCUGGUUGGAGAGACCCGUGCCCGACAUCUUCUGGGCGGUAAGCACGACGGCCUGGGCCCCGAUGGCUGUUCUCUGCCCUCUUUAUCUUGCCGGAGAGGAAGAAGUCUGGGCAGGAUGACCAGCUUUGGCAUUCUGUGACAAAGACAAUGCUAAGAGUGAGCCCUUGCUGGGAACGUGAGUCCUGGAAAGAAUCCCACCAAGAGACCCCAUCAGAAAGCAGACAUUUGUUUUCUUGGACCCCAGCCUGCCAAGGACGGGCUGGGUCAGGAGCCUUUCCAGGGGGAGUGAAAAGAAUGAGUAUGUGUGUACUUAAAGUGUCAUUAAAAUCAAAAUCUGAA
Molecule: messenger RNA, 3025 nt
Organism: Lutra lutra (Eurasian river otter)
Lineage: Eukaryota; Metazoa; Chordata; Mammalia; Carnivora; Mustelidae
Gene: ZNF467
Product: zinc finger protein 467
Exons: 4
Coding region: 948-2654 (568 amino acids)
Biological process (GO): regulation of transcription by RNA polymerase II
Cellular component (GO): nucleus
Molecular function (GO): RNA polymerase II cis-regulatory region sequence-specific DNA binding; DNA-binding transcription activator activity, RNA polymerase II-specific
Source: RefSeq, a predicted model, not a curated record